AUGGCGUUGAAACUAGAGACGAUCAAUAUCCCUCACCUGCCAGCCUCGCUGCCAGUGCAUGUGGCGCUGUACCGUAAUGUCCAGAAUUCGGCCUUUUUGCGGCAGCAGUUGCUUGCCGGCAAUUCAGAGUUUGAAUAUGCCUUAAUUGACGCGAGCAUGGUCCUAUCUAGGGCCCAUGCAUUGGCCGCCGUCUUCCGUGCGGUGAAUGACUACAUGAACAACCGGCUCAAGUCCCGCAAUGUGCACUCGGAGAUUGUGUUCUCCUUCAACCCGACAAAUAAUAUCGCCGAGUCAUUCCGCAAAUUUGGCAUUGCUGACUCCACCAAAGACUUGCUGGUUGUUAAAGUCUCCGUGACUCCGGAGAUAACACAUGACUCCGUUGCCGCGCAUUUGGAAAGUUCUAUCGAAGGAACUUCCGUUCCUUUCGAUGACCUCACAUUGUCUGAGAUAUCCGACAUUACCAAGAUCAAGAAGCUCUACAAGCUCGGUGCCUUGCCUUCACCGGCGGCUAAGGCAGAUCCUAGCCAGCCCAAUGGUACACACACCGAUGACGCCCAGAGACAACUGGAACUUUCAAUGCUGGGAGCUAUUGCUCUACGGGGAUCAUGA
Messenger RNA from Penicillium canariense, 609 nucleotides. RefSeq names its product EKC/KEOPS complex subunit CGI121/TPRKB. Bases 1 to 609 code for a protein of 202 amino acids. Gene Ontology annotation, cellular component: cytosol; EKC/KEOPS complex; nucleus. Lineage: Eukaryota; Fungi; Ascomycota; Eurotiomycetes; Eurotiales; Aspergillaceae. Gene Ontology annotation, biological process: tRNA threonylcarbamoyladenosine modification; telomere maintenance via recombination. The transcript has 3 exons. The record is from RefSeq and is a predicted model, not a curated record.